AUGGAUCUCGACAUCCUCGUCGUCCCUACCGAUAUAAGCAUCGAAGAGUCCGUCAAGAACCUUAUGAAGACCGCUGGUGGGUUCCCUCCUCUCCUCUCUUCUUAUCUAAAAACCCGGGGCCCUGAUGUUUUUGUCCAGACGAUGGGAACCAAGGCGAAAUUCUCCUCCAUACCAACCGAAGACUGGGUCGCCAUCCAGCAAACAAAUAUCAACGGUAUCUUCUGGCUGGUGCGGGAGCAAAUCAGCAUCAUGGAGAAACAAGAACGGCUCAUCACGCCGAUCGCGUCUCCCAAGCGCCCUGCUGAGCGUGGGAGCAUCGUCGUGCUCAGCGCCGCAGCAGCAGUGAUCGCCCUACCUGACGGAGGCGCCUACACUCACACCAAAUACACAGCAAAUGGGUUGACGAAAGCUGCGGCCCAAGACCAUGCCUCGAACAGCAUCCGCAUCAACGCCAUCCUCCCGGGCUACAUCUACACCGAGGGUCUCGCUUCACACCCUGCCGCCAUGCCCGAAGCUGCAAAGCGCAUCAUCGACGGGUGCCCUCUUGGCCGGUUUGGAGAGGCGGGGGAAAUUGGCGACCUCAUUGUUAUGAUGAGCUCGCUGAGGAAUGGGUUCAUGGUUGGGAGCAGCGUUUUGGUCGAUGGAGGCCAGACGUUGAGUGGGGAGUAA
Molecule: messenger RNA, 669 nt
Organism: Guyanagaster necrorhizus
Lineage: Eukaryota; Fungi; Basidiomycota; Agaricomycetes; Agaricales; Physalacriaceae
Product: NAD(P)-binding protein
Exons: 3
Coding region: 1-669 (222 amino acids)
Molecular function (GO): oxidoreductase activity, acting on the CH-OH group of donors, NAD or NADP as acceptor
Source: RefSeq, a predicted model, not a curated record